This is a messenger RNA of Periophthalmus magnuspinnatus, 1904 nucleotides long. RefSeq names its product queuine tRNA-ribosyltransferase accessory subunit 2 (gene qtrt2). Lineage: Eukaryota; Metazoa; Chordata; Actinopteri; Gobiiformes; Gobiidae. Bases 58 to 1341 code for a protein of 427 amino acids. The transcript has 9 exons. The record is from RefSeq and is a predicted model, not a curated record. Gene Ontology annotation, molecular function: tRNA-guanosine(34) queuine transglycosylase activity.
CAUCGACUUGUAGUUUUUAGCGGCUAUCAGGCGAGCUCUGUGAAUAAAGAGGAGCUGAUGGCUGCAAAAAGGAUGCAGUUAGAGCUGAGUCGUGUAGUCCAUGGUACAUCCCGACUGGGAGUCUUGAGGGGAGUGGGUAACAAGGCGGGAGAGUAUUCUCUGGAUACUCCAGGUUGCCUGUUGUACACACACCUCGGUACAGUCCCGCAUCUUACCCAGGACACACUGCACACGCUGAAGCACCUUCCAUGUGUCUCCCAGGUUACUUUGUCCGCAAUAGCAGAACACCAAGAGGUCUUAGAAGAGGUUAAGGAUGGAUUCCGGAAAUUUGCAGGUCUUCAUGAUACGAUUUUGUACCUCUCACUUCAUGACCCAGCAGCUGCUUACCCGACAGGGUAUACGACAAACAAGACAGUGUCGGUUUGGGGCAGUGGUGGACGAAUAGAGCUUACGGUUGCUAAAUUUAUGGCGUUGCUAAAGACCGUGCAGCCUGACUGGUACCAGAGCAUAGCAGACGGUGAGACCUGGGAAAGCAACACCUCCAGGAAAAGGGUUAGGAAAUCUGUGGAUCGAACCCUUGCUCAUUUGGACAAGUGUCUUCUGGAGCACCAAACGACACCGGAGUUGGAGGGAAUGGAGGUAUUUGGAGUGGUAGAAGGAGGAGACAUCCUGGAGGAAAGAGUGCGUUCUGCCAAAGAAACGGCUAAGAGGCCAGUAGUGGGCUUUUGUUUGGAUGGUCUGCAGACAGGCUCCAUGGACCAGGGUCUGAGGACUGAGCUCAUCUCUGCUGUGAACAGAGAGCUGCCUGAGCAUAAGCCCAGGCUGCUGCAGGGCGUGGGCCGUCCCGAUGAGGUGCUGGCUUGCGUGGAGGCUGGAGUGGACCUGUUUGAGGGUUUCUUCCCCUUUCAGGUGACAGAACGUGGCUGUGCCCUUUAUUUCAACUACAACAUCUACCCGGACCCAGAGGUUACAGUGCUGGAGCGAGAUGAAGUGGAGAAACCAGUGGUGGAGAUGCAACCAAAUGGAGAAGUUAAUCCUGAAGAUCAAAUUGAAAUGACGACAUUUGAGAUCAAUCUGAAAGACAAGAGGUUUCAGGACGACUUUGCGCCGCUGGUAGAGGGGUGUGGCUGUUACUGCUGCCAGAACCACCAGAGGGCAUACAUACAUCACCUGCUUGUGACCAAUGAACUUCUGGCCGGUGUUCUUCUCAUGAUCCACAACACGGCCCACUACCAGGGCUUUUUCAAGGCUUUGAGAGAUGCACUGGCCAAUGACAAUCUUGAUGUCCUAAAGCGCCUGGUCCUGGGAGAGAAAGGUGCUCUGCCAGUGAAAAAGGAAUGAGGUAGAUCAAGAGUUACUGAAGUCAGGGGACUUUAUCAAAUAGAGAUCACACAGUGACCACAGGUUGUUGAACUGUGUGAGGUCAGCAGAUUAAUUUUGUACUACACAGACUAUAUACUCAUACAUACAUAAAUCCACAAAUAUUAAAGGUCCCUUUCAUUUUAAAGCUUGACUCUGGGGUGGGACACAUGUUGCUAGAAGAAGAUCUGACAAACGCGCCUCAAUAUCUGGGCUUUGACAUUUUGUCCUGGUUUAACACCAAAUGAGGAUCGCUAUUGAUCACAGGAGAUAGCUAGGAGGUGAAGUCAGGGAUAGGCAUCUGAGGAGGGAAAGGAACCCGAUUAGAGGUCAUAAUAAAUUUGCAUAGAGGAAUGUGAGGAUGGAUGGCGGUGGACUAUUGACUGUCACCCUGUGCCCACUCGUGCUGAUCUGAUCUCAGGUCAGUGCAUGACUAAUUUCCUUUGGACCCAUUGACACUGUGGGGGUUACAAGAUACCUCUGAGAAAACGACCAAAGUAGGCUUGACUUCUCUUUUGUUAACAAUAAAACUUAAACUACAUCUU